Molecule: messenger RNA, 1020 nt
Organism: Nothoprocta perdicaria
Lineage: Eukaryota; Metazoa; Chordata; Aves; Tinamiformes; Tinamidae
Gene: SPACA6
Product: sperm acrosome associated 6
Exons: 8
Coding region: 1-1020 (339 amino acids)
Biological process (GO): fusion of sperm to egg plasma membrane involved in single fertilization
Source: RefSeq, a predicted model, not a curated record
AUGGGGUGGCAAUGGACACCAGUUAUAGUGGCACUGGCCCUCUUGCUCCCCGGGGAACAAAGCUCUUGGAUGGAGGGGCCUGGAUGGUGGCGGUUGGUAGUCUUGGCUUCCUGGCUGCCUGGAGCGCCCCCCUGCCUGCUCUGCUUCGGGCCGCCCCUGGAGAGGGCCCGUCUCUGCCGGGACGUAACUGGGGAACUCCCUGGAACGCCCCAGCACCGGCRCUGCCUUGAACACCUCCUCCAGGCUGCUGCGCCCCUCGCCUCUGUCACUGUGGGUUCAGAGCAACGUGAGGAUCUUCAGGAGAUUAUUGUGGAUGCACUGCGCUUCCUGGAGUUUCAGGGGGGCACGCAGCCCUUUGAGGUAUCUCUGCAGGAAGCUGUUGAUGGAAUCUGGAUGAAGCUGAGACAACUAGAGGAAGCUCCAGCCUGUGUCCCGCCCUGUGGGUACCAGCUGGCCGCCCGCAUCUUCCAGUGUGCAACCUGUCGCCUCGUGGACUGCCAGUUUCCCCUGGAUUGUCCAGUAGAGGACGUGCGGACCCGCGAGGGUGAAGCUGUCCUGCUGCACUGUGUCGUGCCCUUUGCCACCCCGCCAGACCUGCCCGUCACCUGGAUGUUCGCUAAGGAUCUGCGCACACAGGAUCUGACACUGUUUGAAGAGCUGCAAGGGGGAAUGAAGGGACCUCCUACACUUAUCCUUCAGGACCCCCCUCUGGGAACCAUUGCCUGUAGCCUGGGGACCCAUGAUGAGACAGUGGCCCGCAAGUUCUUCUUCCUCAACGGUGUGCCUAGGCUCCUGGGUCUUGGGGGGUCAAUAGUGGCAACAGGGUUGCGGUGUGGAGCAAAGCCCUUGGAUGCAGAAAUCCAGGAAGUGUCCGGACGCACCAUGGAGGCAGAGCGGGAACUCCAGGCCCAGUUCAGGGCUGUGCUGCACUGGCCUCACAGGAGACCCCCACGGCCCAGACUGCUGCUGGGGCUGGAGCUAGCCCUCAGCUCAAUGGGGCUCAUCCUGCUGCUGGUGUGA